UUGUGGGGGGUUGUUUUCAUCGCCGCCGUUCCUAUUAAGUUAUAUUCACCCCGCAUGUCGGACAGUCGACAAUGCCAUCGCAAACAUUUCACCUGCACAACGUUAAAGUUGAGGACGACGGCUCAGACGUCACAGUUCCGUUCGCUAACUCACUUCGGCUAGUCUAAUCGGCGUCAGCUGAGCGUCGUUUUUUAAAAAUACUCCGCGAACCGACCUUACGAUUAGACAGUGUUUGUUUUGUUGUCGCAGGACGAAAGAGUAAACAAGGAACAGUGGGAGGACAAGUCGUUUGGUAUAGACGAGAAAUGCUGCCUGCCAAAUUUUCGACUGCCUGAAACUAUUUGUGAUAAAAAUCAUUUCGUUAUCGCGGUAUUAAUUUUUAUGUUAUUGAUGACAGAAUACGUGGAAACCCUCGUAACCAAUCUCUCAAAGCUGAAUACUCAACUGAGCAGAGAUCCAAAAUUAAAUCUGCGCGGUUGGUCUAAACGUUGGAUGCAACGUCCGAUUUAAAUUCGUCAGUAUUCACUUAAAUUAUCUGUGAUAAUAUGGAUACAAAUCAAGCCCCAAUAGUAAGCUUAUCCCACAUAGUACCUUCGUUAGAUUCUAGUCCCAGCAGAAAACUAUACGAAGACGCCGCAACUCUUCCUAUCGCCUCGGAAGAGAAGUCCGAGGUGAAAUUUGACAUGAGCUCAUCAUCAUCAUCAAUUUCAGAAGACGAAGAAGAUAAUCCUAGGAUACCAGAUGGGGGAUGGGGUUGGAUGGUGGUAUUUGCCUCGUUGAUUAUGUCCAUGAUUGCAGACGGCAUCAGUUUGUCCUUUGGUCUUUUGUAUGUUGAAUUCUUGUACGAGUUUAAAGCAUCGAAAUCCACAACUUCGUGGAUCGGAAGCCUUUUUAUGGCUGUGCCUUUGAUCACUGGUCCGAUUAUGAGUGCCUUCGUUGACAAAUAUGGUUGCAGACCAAUGACGAUUAUCGGUGGCCUUAUUUCUGCAGUUGGGUUCAUCAUUAGUUCUAAAGUUAAUUCUAUUGGUGUAAUGUAUGUCACUUUUGGAGUCAUAUCAGGAUUAGGUUUAGGCUUGUGUUAUGUGACUGCUGUUGUUUGUAUUGCUUUUUGGUUCGACAAGAAACGCACCUUGGCAGUUGGUCUAGGUGCAGCUGGAACUGGAAUUGGUACUUUCGUGUAUUCACCUCUUACGACUUAUCUCAUCAAAGAAUUUGGAUGGAGAGGCACAACUCUUCUGUUAUCUGGUUCUUUUUUAAACAUCAUCGUUUGUGGAGCUCUAAUGCGAGAUCCUGAUUGGAUAAUUAAUCAAAACAAAGAGAAUGAGAAGAGCGAGAAAUCAGGAAAGUCAAGUAAAACUAGCUUGGCCUCCAUCUCGUCCAAUUUUGCCAACGUGGUUGAUUUGAACGAGAUUAAACACAUACUGAAAAAUGGAAAAGAUACAGAAUAUUUGCUACAGACGUUAGAAACCAGAUUACAAGAGUCCAAUCCUGUUACUCCUAGGAAAUGUCAUCAAUCAGUAGUAAAUCUUCCUACGUUUAUAAAAGAAAACGAAAAAGUCCCUGUUGAAGUAUUAGAACAAUUGAGCUCCAACAAAAAGUUGUACAAUAUUAUUUUGGAAAAUUAUCCCAGUCUUCUUUUGUGUAGAAGUACGUCCGAUAAAGGAUUGGAUAAACUUGCUGAAGAUAUGUCUGUUGUUUUAGACCGAGUUCCAGUCACUUUUUCUAUGAAACUCAAAAAAGCCGACAAAACUAAACAUCCAGUACAUCAAAAUUCUCUGCCGGAGGAAGCAUUAAAUCUAGAAGUGCCUUUGAUAAACAAACCGAAGAACCCGCCGCCUCCAAAACGUAACAAUUCGUUUCCUUGGUUCAGUAACAAACAAACAAAUCCAACGUAUUUCAAGAACAUCAAAUUCCACAGGCAAAGUUUGGUGCAUAGAGGAGCCAUAUUCAACACAAACAAGUACAAACUUAGAGCAUCAAGUUGUCCCAAUAUCUACAAAGUCUCCAUGGCAACUAUUCCAAAGAACAGAGAAGAGAAAUGGUACUCAGAAAUUGAAGACUUGGUAAAAGGAAUGAUGGACUUUUCGUUAUUUUUAGAAUUUCACUUUUUCCUUAUGUCUUUGUCAACUAUCAUUUUAUUCGUUUGGUUUAUCGUGCCAUACUUCUAUUUGGCAGAUUUAAUGCUUAUGUUCGAGUACACGGAGGAAGAAGCCUCUUUCACUAUGUCUAUUAUAGGAAUAACGAACACCAUCGGAAUGGUUGUCUUGGGUUGGGCUGGAGACCAAGAAUGGAUGAACAUUACCAAAACCUAUGCCGUGUCUUUAUUCUUUUGCGGACUAUCUUGUGCAGGCAUGAUAUUUUUCGUUGAAAACUUCAUACUUCUGGAAAUUGCGGCCGCAUUGUUCGGACUGUCCUUAUCCAGUUCCUUUUCGUUUACACCAGGAAUUCUAGUCGAGCUGGUACCUUUGGAACGAUUCACAAUUGCUUACGGAUUGCAACUGUUGUGUAUGGGAAUCGGAAAUCUUUUAGGACCCCCCUAUGCAGGUCAUUUGUUUGACAUCACUGGCUCAUGGGAUUUAUCCUUUUAUCAAGCUGCCAUUUGGAUUAUAGUUGCAGGAGUUUUGAUCGGUAUUAUACCUUAUACCACCAAUAGAAAAAUAAUAGGAAAAGGACCUGUUGAAAAGGAUCUUGCUAAUUAAUUGAACCUUAAUUAUAACCUUAUUUAUUAUGUAUUUUAUUAUCUUAAGCUCGUUAAUAAAUUAAAUUCGACUGUUGUAAUGUUUU
Messenger RNA from Aethina tumida (small hive beetle), 2784 nucleotides. RefSeq names its product monocarboxylate transporter 14-like. Gene Ontology annotation, molecular function: monocarboxylic acid transmembrane transporter activity. The transcript has 8 exons. Bases 546 to 2699 code for a protein of 717 amino acids. Gene Ontology annotation, biological process: monocarboxylic acid transport; transmembrane transport. The record is from RefSeq and is a predicted model, not a curated record. Lineage: Eukaryota; Metazoa; Arthropoda; Insecta; Coleoptera; Nitidulidae.